Molecule: messenger RNA, 1134 nt
Organism: Gavia stellata (red-throated loon)
Lineage: Eukaryota; Metazoa; Chordata; Aves; Gaviiformes; Gaviidae
Gene: CATIP
Product: ciliogenesis associated TTC17 interacting protein
Exons: 9
Coding region: 1-1134 (377 amino acids)
Biological process (GO): actin filament polymerization; cilium organization
Source: RefSeq, a predicted model, not a curated record
AUGGACCACCCCCCCGAGUGCCGGCAGGAGACCCCAGCCCUCACAGAGGCAGCUGCCGAGUUCCUGAGCCUCAUCGGGCCGGAGGAGCUGGAGCGCUGCCUGUUCGCCGAGACGCUGGAGGUGGUGCCGGCGGGGGACCAGCCGAGGGACCCGGCGGGGGGGCAGUGGUGGGCGGCAGCCCGGUGGGCAGCCUACGAGCGGGCGGGCGAACCGGUGCGGAGCUGCCUCCUGGUGCAAGCCGGCUCCCGUGGCAGGCAGGAUGGCGUGGCCGGCUCCAGCACCCUCAAAGCCUACGUGACCCCGCAGCUGGAGACCCUGGAGCAGGAGGAGCAGGAGCGCCUGGAGCUCAGAGCACACCCUGUCGAGAGGAGGACCCACAUGGUGAGCCACCAGCAUGGGAUGACUGUCACCAAGAUCCUCCGGGAGGGACAGGCAGAGCCGCAGUGCCAGAGCUUCUCCUACAGUCGGGCCAAGCUGCGGGGGCUGCUGCUGGAGGGUGCCAGCCUCCUGCUGCUGCGGGUGCUGGCGUGCCAGCAGGCAGUACCCCCAGGCCUCAUCUUCCCGGCCAUCGACACGGAGGGCCACCUCUGCACCUCCAGCUACCACUCCCUGGGCAUCCAGCGGCAGGCAGUGGGCUCAAUGGAGGCAGAGGUGUUUGUGAUCGAGCGAGCCGUGCAUGCCAGCACGGGCAUCUCCACCGUCUGGCACAGCAGCUUCCUCCCAAGCGGGCGUUUGGCCCAGCAGGUGCAGGUCGGCUGCCCGAUGCUGGUGCUUCUGCAGGAUGAGUCUGCCCUCGCUGAGACAGGUGGGGUCGACCCCCGGCCCCUCUUUCCCAAACAGCCCCUGGACUGGGAGGAGGACAUCCAGCUCUGCUCCUGGUUCCUGGACAGGAAGGAGGAGCUGCAAGCGUCCCACGCCGCCUACAUCCAGCAGCACCCUGAGCUCCGGGCGCUGCUGGCUGACUUCCUCCAAGCCCUGCUCCUGCGGCAGCCUGGCGACCCCGUCGCCUUCGCUGCCCAAUUCUUUGCACCCUUCGACCGCCAGCGCCCCCCCGGGACCCCCUUUGCCGCCACCGGGGCUGCCAGACCCCUCCCCAGCCCCACACCUCACCACCCUCUGGCUAACAGGGAAUAA